Molecule: messenger RNA, 7689 nt
Organism: Hypanus sabinus (Atlantic stingray)
Lineage: Eukaryota; Metazoa; Chordata; Chondrichthyes; Myliobatiformes; Dasyatidae
Product: thiamine transporter 2-like
Exons: 6
Coding region: 515-2110 (531 amino acids)
Biological process (GO): transmembrane transport; vitamin transport
Cellular component (GO): plasma membrane
Molecular function (GO): vitamin transmembrane transporter activity
Source: RefSeq, a predicted model, not a curated record
CACAAACUUAUCAAUCACCCCUGGUGUGGACCACUUCUACAAAGAAGGGAUCCGUAUGCUCCAUGACCACUCGACUAAGUGUGUACAUGUAGGAGGGGACUAUGGUGAAAAAUAAAUGUGCUAGGUUUUCUAAAAUUGACUCCUUUUACCUUAGGCCACAAACCUAUCAAUCACCCCUCGUAAAAUGGGUCAAAUAGCCUACAAAUUUGUAAACAGCGUCAAAUCACUUCAACAUCUAGUGAUUUGAAAGAACAUUUUGCCAUCAAUUCUGCUCUGUUAAAGUAUCUCCCAAGGAAAAGAAUAGAAGUUUAUACCAAGAGGUCAAAAUGACCUUUCCUGUCCCUCUAGUUAAAGGUUCAGUAACUUAUUUACCUCAAACUGCAUACAUCAAAAUUUCAUCCUAGUUAAGGCAAGUUGCUGAUUAUUCACAUUUUUAUAAUCAAAGGUUUAGACUGUUGUAGCAAGAGGGUGAAAAACACUUUCUAUCUUGUUUGAACUACACCUGUUUAGCACCAUGUCGCCCUGUUUUCGCACUACGGGUGGCUGGGAGGGAGCAGAUAGCAAAGAAUGGCUGUAUCCUACACUGAUAUUGUGUGUCUUUGGAUUUUUCAUCAUGAUGAGGCCAACAGAUUCAUUUGUAGUGGCUUGUCUGGUUGGACCUGAUAAAAACAUUCCUGCACAGCAGGUUAUGAAUGAAAUACUGCCUGUAUGGACAUACUCUUGCUUGGUAAUGUUAAUUCCCAUCUUCCUGCUUACAGAUUAUUUAAAACAUAAACCUGUUGUAGUUCUUCAUGGUUUUUCAUUCAUUAUUCAGGGCAUAAUAUUGAUUUUUGGCCAAGGGGUUUUAAUGAUGAAAUUUAUGUUCUUUGUCUAUGGGAUGGCAGCUGCCACCAAAGUUGCUUGUAACUCAUAUAUCUACAGUGUUGUUAGUUCCGAACACUACCAGAAAGUAACUGGCUACAGUCAAAGUGCAAAUUUGUUUGGACACGCUUUUGGUUCAACUCUGGGACAAGUUUUAAUCUCUGUUGGGAAUGCCUCGUACUUGUGCCUAAAUGUGAUUUCUCUGGCUUCAGUGUCAGUGGCCUUCCUUAUCUCCAUUCUGUUGCCAAUGCCCAAGGGAAGCAUGAUUUUCCACAGGGAAGAGGUGACUGAGAACAGCCAAGUCCCAUCAGAAACUGAAGAUCAUAGACCAAAGUGUGGAAUGGUUAGCUCAGAAGACAAUCCGGAUACAACCACCACCCGGUCACCAGUAAUGUUGGAUGGAGAGGUGCCUAAUCGGAUAGGUGGCGGAUUGGUGAAGAUGACAGAUCAUAACAACACUUCAUAUGUAUUCCGCCAGCUCUGGCUUGAUUUCAAAGAAUGCUACUCGUCUCCACGACUGCUCAGCUGGUGCACCUGCUGGGCGUUGUCCUCAGCUGGCUUUCAACAAGUUAUGAGUUAUGUGCAGGUACUCUGGGAUCACAUCGAGCCAACACGGAAUGUUACAGUGUACAACGGAGGUGCUGAAACCGUCUCCAACCUCGUGGGCGCCACUUGCUCUUUUGCCAUCGGGCACAUGAAGCUGGAUUGGGAAGUCUGGGGUGAACUGGCGCUCGGCACCUUGUCGGUGGUGAACAGUGGAGUUUUAUACGUCAUGGCUUUAACAAACGGAAUCUGGGUUUCUUACACUUGUUACACCAUACUCAAGAGCUCGUACAUGGUUCUGAUCACCAUAGCAAUGUUUCAGAUUGCAGUUAACCUCAAGGGACACUAUGCACUCGUAUUUGGAAUAAACACCAUGGUGACCCUCACACUUCAAACCCUCCUGACUGUUAUUGUUGUUGAUUCAAGAGGCCUUGGUUUGGACAUUAUUACCCAGGUUCUGAUUUAUGCAACGUACUUUGCAGCAGUAGCAGGACUUUUUCUCGUCAGAGGGGUCUACACUUUUGUACAAACUGGACGGAGAAGAAAGAGGCAAAUGUGUUCAGGGAUCAUUGAAGGACAUUCCUUUCAAAGACAUUGGCGUUCCCAUACCAGGCUGUGCUGCAACCAGUCAAUAUGCUCUCCACUACAUAUCUACAGAAGUUUGUCAAAGUUCCAGAUGUCAUGCCGAAUCUUCACAAACUCCUAAGGAAGUAGAGGCACUGCUGUGCUUUCUUCAUAAUUACACUUAUGUGCUGGAACCAGGACAGAACUGGUUUUGUGGGGCACACUCAUCUACGACUGUUUUCCCUCUAUAUUGCAUCUAUAUUCCCUCUAUAUUGCAUAAAUUACUUAAAGUCAAACGUAAAGACAUAUACAUAUUCUUCAGGUAUCUAAAAUUAGUUUAAAGUUAAUUGGCAUUAAACAACAAUCACGGAGAUUGCUUACUACCAUUUUCAACAUGCAGGACUGAGUAAUCACUGCUUCCUGUGUCAUCACUACUCAAACCAAGGACGAAUACAACACGUCCUGAUGAACAGUGUCAGCCCGAAACAUCAACUAUUUACUCUUUUCCUUAGAUGCUACCUGGGCUGUUGAGUUCCUAAAGCAUUUUGUGUUUUCCACGAAGUAACAUCUACUUUGGUUGCUGACUAGUCAUUAGAUAAUGUUAUUGAGCCUUAGGAUCAUAGAAACAGGCCAUACAGAAGCAAGUCCUUUGACCCAGUGUAUGUGCUGACCACCAAUCACCAAAGUCUCUAAUCCUAUAUCAAUCCCAAUGUUUCUUCUCGCCAUACUUUCAUCAGCUCCAAUCAGACUGCACUAAUCACUGAAACACUAGAGGCAAUUUACUGUGGAAAUAAACCUACCAAUGGGAGGACAUGGCAAGAAAAUGGAAUAAAGAUUAGCUUUAUUUGUCACAUGUACAUCGAAACAGUGAAAUGCAUAAUUUGAACGAGAACUAUGUUGAGAGGCAAGCAGCAAGUGUUGUCAUGCUUCCAGGCCAACAUAGAAUGCGUUCAACUAACUCUAAGCUGUAAGUCUUUGGAAUGUGGGACAAACUGCAGCACCCAGAGGAAACAUGAUCACAGGGAGAACAUACAGACUCCUUAGAGACAGCAGUGGGAGUUGAACCCAGACUGGUAAUCACUGGCGCUGUAGAGAUAUUGUGCUAACCGCUACACUACUUCACUUUAUUGUCACCAAACAACUGAUACUAGAACGUACAAUCAUCACAGCGAUAUUUGAUUCUGCGGUUCAAACUCGCUGAAGUACAAAUCCAAGUAAAUAUAAUAAAAAAUUUAAAUUAUAAAUCACAAUUAGAAAUAGAAAAGGGAAAGUAAGGUAGUGCUAGUUAGGUCCGGAUAUUUGAAAGGUACGGCCUGGAUCCGGGUCAGGAUCCAUUCAGCAUUCAGCUGUUCCCAAAUCUGGCCAUAUGAAUCGUCAAGCUCCUGAACCUUCUCCCAGAGGGAAGAGGGACAAAAAGAGUGUUGGCUGGGUGGGUCGUGUCCUUGAUUAUCCUGGCAGCACUGCUCUGACAGCGUGCGGUGUAAAGUGAGGCCAAGGAUGGAAGAUUGUGUGAUGUGCUGGGCUACUGCACUAUCCUGGCACCUGAAGGAAACCCAAAAGCUCACAGGCAGAGUGUGUGAACUCAGGCAGCUCUCAAGGCUAUUUGUGCCACUGCGCCGUCUAUGGGAAAUGAGUAAUAGUCAAAUAAAAAACAAAAUAGUCGUUCAAAACAAGAUGAGCGAGUGGAAAAUUGAAAGCUAGUAAGGAGUGAGUUUAACAACUGUCGUGCUUCAGGAACCCAGAGGGUUCACUCUUCCCAAUCAAACACAUAUAACAGGUAGCACAGGUUUUUUAUUUUAUAACAAAUAGUGAUGAUCAGUGAUAACAAUGGCAAUGAUAUCUUAACUAAGUUUCUUAUCUGUUGUCAGUGGCACUGGGGUAUACCCAAAUUUAAAGGGGAAGAAAGUUUAUAUAAUUUUGUGAUAUCAGAUAUUCUUCAUAUACAAAAGAUUUAAGAGAACUAAAGAGCACUGGUCAGGUGUAGCACCUUGGCUGCUUACAUGGAUAAGCUCCAGGAGGAAGAUGGAGAGGGUGGAUGGGAGGUAAAGAUAUGUCUAGUGAUAGGAUCCCUUUGGAGAUGGCACAAGUUUCGGAGGAUGAUUAAAGAUUGUGGCUUGGCUAUUCAUGAUGUUGUGAAGGGAUGCAGUAUAAUCGCAAGCAAUAGUUUUAUGGCAGUUCAUGAUAAUUAAACAUUUGACUGCCAUGAGUCUAUGAAAGUGACCUUAAACCAAAUGUUACUAAAAACCUUUAACUACAAUGCUCAGUAACAGGGAAAAUGGCAAUGUUAAUGCAUUCACUGUCUACAACAAAAAUCUGAACUUUGUUGUGUGCUCCACAAUGGCUGGCUGACCUGGUCUGGACUAAAGGAGACCAGGCAAAAUUCACACUGGUCAUCAACACCCAAUGGCUGCACAAAUCGUUGGAUCAGGUUUCACUUCAACAGUCUAGUCAACGAGCAACCACGUUCAACAUUUAAUAUGAAAGUCGCAGAGAUAUGAUAAACUCUGGUUCAGUGUUUUCAGUAUAGCAACAGAGGGACUUCUUUUACAGUCCAUUGCUUCUAGUGCAUCACUUGGCAUCAAUAAAUUCUGUGCUAAUAGUACUCACUCAACAAUGAUCCUAAAUAAACGGAAACAAAUGCAAAACUUGAUAUAGUCCUCCCCUCACUCAUAACUUCCUAAUGUAAAGCAGUUUCAGGCUUCACAUAUUUCAUCCUUCCUUUAAAAACCCAUAUAUGGAAAAUCAUUAAGGACCCCCAUCACCCAUGACAUACCCUCUUCUCAUUGUUAUCAUCAGGGAUAACAAUGCCAUACUAUUCUAUAUCAUGUAUUACAUUGUUCUGCUGACACUAAAUUAACAAAUUUCAUGACAUAUGCCAGUGAUAUUAAACCUGAUUCUGAAUCAUCUGAAAAUGCAAGUUUUAAUUACCACUGAGCAAAGAUCAAACUAUGAACUCAUGUGGAUUGUUUUUAAAUGCAAGAUGACAACUCACCUGGGAUCUAUAUUUAUUUUUAAAUGCAGGCCGAUAACUGGUGUCUAACUUCACAUCAAAAGGUUUAACCUUUCACGUACUUGAUAUGCUAAAGUCUCAGAGAACCCCAGGGCAGUGCAAUGGUUGAAGUAUAAUGGGCAAAGAUGAAAUUUUGAGUAAAGAAGCUGAUACAGAGACAAAGACACCAAAGGAAGUGAAGCAACUUUUCUUUUGGGAGGGUGGGGGGGGGGGAAGGGAUAUGGGUUUCAAAGUUAGUAAAAAAAAAGUUCAAGUAAAAAAAGCCAGAAAAUUAAUUUUCAAAAUUCUUUUCACAACCAGAGCUCUUCUUGUUGGUCCAGUGGUUAAUCUUCUGAAGUUGAUGGACAUGGCCCCAACUUUUAUCCAAUAGAAAAAUUUUUAGAACACAGUAACAGUCAAACAUGCAGUUCCACCCAUGUGAAACAGUCCAAGUGGACAGUACUAAAUACAACACAACAAUCUUGUGUUCAGUAUGGUUCAAGAACUUCUGAAUUAGUAAUUGAUGGCCUCUUUGAAGAUUGCACGCUUUUUCACCACUUUCUGUCACUAUCCUGCAUACUUUUAUUCUUUAAAAGAUCUGGACCUAAUGACUUCAGCACCAGGACAAUGAAAUUCUGUAUUAGAGAAAAAUAUUCCGCCCAUUUGACCAUCCCAGUAAGCUAAUAACAGGUGUCCCACUCCAAGUGUCUGUCUAACUCUUAAUUACCAUAUUGUUUGACAUAUUGCUGACAUCCACACUGGAUUUCUUGCAGCUUUUAACCUCUCUAUCGUGUCAACAUUGAGAAAUUUACCACUCAAUUUACAUCCUCUUUCCAAUUUUGCCACCACUUCAUAAACUUAAGUCUUUGAGAAAUGCAACCAUGCUCACAACCUAUGAGAAAUGCAGACACUUGGAAUUACAACCUCCCCAUAGGUUCCUUGACAGGCACCAUCACCACAUAUCAUCUGAUCCUGACUCAGAAUUACAUCACCAUUCUUUCAUUAUGGCAGCACUGAACAGCUGCAGGAUCAUCUUUACCAGAACAAUGAAACAACUCAAUGUCAGGUAAUAAUAGUUGCACUGAGCUUUACACCAUGCCAAUAUUUUAAAGAAUGGAACUUGAAAACAAAAAAUUCUAAAAACAAAGUUCACUCAAUCCACUAGAUAUGUUUGAGGAAAUCAGUUUUCACUUUUCAAAUCAAAUUCUUUCUCGCCCCCCCCUUUAAACUAUCAGCCUUCAUUCUCAUUCUGGGUACUUCACCAUACAAUACUGAUAUUCAGAGCUUACAAGCCAAUUUUAGCUGUUUCAGUUGAAUGCACAUUUCAACUUACAAAAAUUAGGUCAAGGCCAGACCUGAAAUAAAAUACAGAUUAAUCUGCAGUAUUUGGUUCCUCACAACUCUGCAGUGAUCUGGUAACAGUACAGACUGAUGGUUCACUGAAAGAAAUACUGCUGCCUAGACAGAGUUUCAACCUAAGAGGUAGGUAGAAUUAUCACUAUUGUUUAUGUCAGAUCCAAAUCAAAGAUCAAGGCCAUUGUAUCUACUUAACUGACAAAAUAGUGGGAUCUUUAGUUUACAUAAAUCAAUUUGAAUUCAGCAGCUAAACUUUAUGAAUAAGUAAUGUGCUUCCACUGACAAUCAGCAUGAACGGUUAGUUUCUUCUCAUUAAGAAUUUCUGAUUUACAAUUUGAAUUGUAAACUGGACUUCGGCACGUCUUCUAAGAACACAAGAACAUAAGAAACAGGAACAGGAGUAGGCCACCCACCAUUCAGUAAGAUCAUGGCUGAUCUGACCAUGGACUCAGCUCCACCUACCUACCUUUUCCCCAUAACCCUCAAUUCCCUUACUGUGCAAAAAUCUAUCCAACCUUGUCUUAAAUAUAUUUACUGAGGUAGCCUCCACUGCUUCAUUUGGCAGAGAAUUGCACAGAUUCACCACCCUCUGGGAAAUGCAGUUCCUCAUCUCCAUCCUAAAUCCACUCACCUGACUUUGACAUACUUCUAUAGAUACACAGUAGAGAGUAUAACAACUGGUUGUAUCAUGGUCUGGGAUGGAAAUACCAAGAAUGGAAAAGCCUACAGAAAGUGAUGGAUACGGCCCAGUCUAUCACAGGAAAAGGGCCCCCCCCCCCCCCCCACCACUGUCAACACCUACAAGGAGCACUGUCACAUGAAAGCAGCACUCGCCAUCAGCCCCUACCAUCCAGGCUAAGCUCUCAUCUUGCUGCUGUCAUCAGGAAGGUGAUACAGCAGCCUUAGGUCCCACACCAUCAGGUUCAGGAACACUUACUACUCUUCAACCAUCAGGCUCCUGAACGAGUUUGAAGAACCUCACCCACCUCUACACUGAACUGAUUUGACAUCCUAUGGAUUCACUUUCAAGCACUUUACAACUCAUGUUUCAGUAUUAUUUACUGAGUUAUUUAAUAUUACUAUUGUAUUUGCAAUUUGUCUUUUCCACAUAGGCUGCUUGUCAGUUUUUAAGUAUAGCUUUUCAUUAGUUCUAUUGCAUUUCUUUGAUCUAUUAUAAAUGCCUGCCAGAAAAAUGAAUCUCACUUUUGAACAUAGUGACAUAUACGUACUUUGAUAAUAAAUUUAGUUUGAAUUGCCGACAACCAGCUUCCAUUGACCUGUACCGAACCUGGAUGAGCAGGGACUUCAGAGGUUACUGAUACAUUCACGUCACACCAUGAACACUAAUGGUUUCUGUCAGACCUCACCAAGGUUCA